Messenger RNA from Botrytis deweyae, 1965 nucleotides. RefSeq lists its product as uncharacterized. The coding region runs from base 1 to 1965 and encodes 654 amino acids. Gene Ontology annotation, biological process: glycerophospholipid catabolic process. The record is from RefSeq and is a predicted model, not a curated record. Gene Ontology annotation, cellular component: intracellular membrane-bounded organelle; cytosol. Gene Ontology annotation, molecular function: A2-type glycerophospholipase activity. NCBI's taxonomy places the organism in Eukaryota, Fungi, Ascomycota, Leotiomycetes, Helotiales, Sclerotiniaceae. The transcript is spliced from 2 exons.
AUGAAAGCCUUCGGAGCUAUAGUAGCUUCGGUUGCAUUAUCUUCAAUAUGUGAUGCUCGUCAAUUGGUUUUACCUCGAGAUGCAUCUCCCGAAAUUAUCGCUGCUGAAGUGUUAGCUGCACCGAUGUAUGCUAUCAAGCGUGCAUUACCGGAUUCACCAACAGGAAGCUACACACCAGGAGCAGUAGAUUGUCCUGAUACCAGACCAACAAUCAGGAAAGCGAGUGAAUUAUCUGCCAAUGAAACAUCAUGGCUAGAAUUACGAAGAAAUAAUACCAUUCAACCCAUGAUAACUUUCCUCGAAAGGAUGAACAUUUCCGGAUUCGAUGCAACCGCCUAUAUAAACAAGGUCUCCGGCAAUGCAUCUACGUUGCCGAAUAUCGGUAUCGCAAUAUCUGGAGGAGGUUACCGUGCAAUGUUGAAUGGUGCUGGAUUCGUCGCUGCUGCCGAUGAUCGAACAGCCAAUUCAACAAACACGGGACAAAUUGGAGGUCUUUUACAAGCUACUACCUACCUUGCAGGUCUUUCUGGUGGUGGAUGGUUGGUAGGAUCAAUCUAUACCAACAACUUUAGUAGCGUCGAAACUUUACGAGAUAGUUCUGAUGUGUGGAACUUCCAAAACUCGAUCUUCGAAGGACCUAACGAUGAUGGUAUUCAGAUCUUGAGUACUGCUGAUUACUAUAGUACCAUUGAGAAGGAGGUUUCUGGAAAAGCGGAUGCUCCUCUCAAUUUCAAUACUUCGGUCACCGAUUACUGGGGACGCGCAUUAUCGUUCCAAUUGGUUAAUGCUACAGACGGUGGACCAGCUUAUACAUUUUCAUCAAUUGCACUCCAGGACAACUUCGCCAAUGGCGACAUUCCUAUGCCUUUCCUCGUCGCUGACGGUCGUUCGCCAUACACCGAGAUCAUAUCACUAAAUUCGACAGUCUACGAAUUCAAUCCGUUUGAGCUUGGUUCGUGGGAUGCCACGACAUAUGGGUUCGCACCCCUUCGUUAUAUUGGAUCAAAUUUCACUGCUGGUUCCAUCCCUGACGGGCAACAAUGUGUUCGUGGUUUUGAUCAAGUCGGCUACGUGAUGGGUACUUCGUCCUCACUUUUCAACCAAUUUUUAAUUCAAGCCAAUCAAAGUUCGCUUCCAACUAUUGUCACCGACGCGUUCACUGCCAUUCUCGACAAGAUCGGAUUCAUCAACAAUGAUAUUGCGCAAUAUCAACCUAACCCCUUUUACGCAUUCAACAAUGAAACCAACCGCGAUGCCCAAGCCACUCAAUUAGAUUUGGUUGAUGGUGGUGAGGAUGGUCAAAACAUCCCUCUUUAUCCUCUCAUCCAACCUAUCCGUGAGGUAGAUGUAAUCUUCGCCAUCGAUUCCUCCGCCGACACCACCUACUUCUGGCCCAACGGAACCUCCCUCGUCGCAACGCACGAGCGUUCCCAAAACGCCACCAUCGCAAACGGAACCGCAUUCCCGUCGAUCCCCGGCCAAAACACAUUCGUCAACCUCGGACUCAACAAACGCCCCAGUUUCUUCGGUUGCGACCCCUCCAAUUCCACGGGCCCAACACCCUUAGUCGUCUACAUCCCCAACGCGCCCUACAUCUACCAAUCCAACGUCUCGACUUUCGACCCCUCCUACAACGCCACCGAACGCAAUCUCAUCAUCGAAAACGGCUACAAUGUCGCCACCAUGGGUAACUCCACCAUCGAUCCCGAAUGGCCCACCUGCGUUGCCUGCGCGGUGAUUUCCCGCUCGCUGUACAAGACCAACACCACCGUUCCCGAUGCAUGCACCGCCUGUUUCAACAGAUACUGUUGGAAUGGCACGUUGGAUACGAGCGAUGUGGUCUACGAUCCCGCCUACAUCGUCGGAGAAGUUUCCGCUUCUUCCGAUGCAGCAGCCCUGGGAGGAAACAAAUUCACAAGUAUCGUUGUUGCGGUUGCUGCAGCUGCAUUUGUUGUCUUGGCAUAA